AUGUCACAGCCAAAGCCUGCUGAUGGCAUGCUUCAAGUGCGUUUGCUGACUGGCGACCUGGUGCUUCAAGUGGCCGAUCCGUGGCCUGUUGAAGAACAUGCAGGAGUUGUCAGCAUGAUCAAGAAGCUCAUCCGGGACAAGAUAGCGAUUUCCACAUUUCGCCAGCAGUUGGUGUGCGAUAGCAGCAUUGUGUCGGAUGACACCUCGUGGACAUCCUUAGGGAAGCCUCUGCACUUAAACCUCGUCGUCAUACAGCAAGAGACAACCAACGAGCAUCAGAAGUUAAUGCUCCAGGCUGCUGUUAACGGUGACCUCGAUAUGAUGUUGCCAGCCAUUCGUAGUGGACAAGACCCGGAUAGUGUGGACCGCUUUUGCCGCUCUGCAGCGUGGCAUGCCGCAGCAGCAGCUCGGCAGUGCACCAAGGCAUUUUGUGACAACGUUUUUAGUUGGGAUAGUCCACAUGUUCGCACAGUCUUGCAAACUGGUGAUCUUCACAACAAGGAAGGGCAUGUACAUGUCCUGGAUGUCCUUUACGAUGCUUGCGCGAAUAUCGAAUUGGGCGGUCUCCACGAUGAGACUCCCCUACAUUCCGCAUCCAUGGCAGGACAUGCAGAUGUCGUGCAGUUCUUGCUAUCUAAGCGGGCGGGCAUCGAUAGGAGGAGCCGGGACGGUCGUAGCGCUCUCUAUGUUGCCGUCGAGCAUCAACGGCUGGAAGUGGUCGACUGCCUGUUGAGAUCUGCAGCAGAUGUGAACACCCGGCGAGAUCGUGAAAGGACGGCUUUGAUGUGUGCAGUCGAAGCAGGUCACCUGGGAAUUGCAGAUUUGCUCCUUUCUAGUGACGCGGAUCCGCAGCUCCUCUUCAGUGGUUGGACGGCCUUGAGCUUCGCUGCCCAACGGGGGCACCUGGAGCUAGUCCGGCGGCUGCUUGACGGUAGUGUGCGCCCAGAUGCCGGCACGCACGACCGAUGGUCACCGCUGUUCCUGGCUGUAAGCACUGGACACUCUGACGUCGCGAGAUUAUUGAUUGAAAGGAGUGCAGAUUUAGACAGGCAGGACGAUGAUGGAUGGACCCCGCUUCUUCUGGCGGCUGGUGAAGGCGACUAUGAGCUGGUGGAACUCCUGGUGAACGCGACAGCAAACCCGCAUCAUGCGAGCGACAGCGGCGUGACCCCAUUGAGCUUGGCAGCUCAGAGAAACCACCCACGGGUUCGCAGGUUUCUGGCGGAUGCCACACUGCCUCGGGAGGGCGAAGUGCCCAUGGAACUUGAACGGCGUGAUUCGGAUAUUUCUGAUGACCGGACCUCUAGUGAUUCUGCAACUGAUACACAGUGCAAAAAAGAGCCCCAGUUGAGGGGCGCAUACUGUAGACUUACCCCAUCUUGCCAUGUGCACCAUCUCAUGCCAGCUGAGUAA
Symbiodinium necroappetens is the source of this 1413-nucleotide messenger RNA. The record is from the annotation of a GenBank genome assembly. Lineage: Eukaryota; Dinophyceae; Suessiales; Symbiodiniaceae.